AUGCUUAUGCCAUAUGGUGCAACCAAAUUGGUCGACCUGGUCGACCAAAUUCAUAGACCCGAGCACCGACCCAAGCAUCGACCCGAGCACCGACCCGAGCACCGACCCGAGCACAGACCCGAGCACAGACCCGAGCACGGACCCGAGCACAGACAAGAGCACCGACCCGAGCACAGACCCGAGCAUCGACCCGAGCACCGACCCGAGCACAGACCCGAGCAUCAACCCGAGCACAGACCCGAGCAUCGACCCGAGCACAGACCCGAGCAUCGACCCGAGCAUCGACCCGAGCACCGACCCGAGCACGGACCCGAGCAUCGACCCGAGCACCGACCCGAGCAUCAACCCGAGCACAGACCCGAGCACAGACAAGAGCAUCGACCUGAGCAUCGACCCGAGCACGGACCCGAGCAUCGACCCGAGCACAGAUCCGAGCACAGACCCGAGCAUCGACCCGAGCACCGACCCGAGCAUCAACCCGAGCACCGACCCGAGCACAAACCCGAGCACCGACCCGAGCACAGACCCGAGCACAGACCCGAGCACCGACCCGAGCAUCGACCAGAGCACAGAUCCGAGCACCAAACCAAAUCAACUUAUAAUAAUUUAUUAGAAAAAUCUUUAGAAAAUGCUCUUUCUACGGAUACCUGCGUAGCUGGAACUGUUAGCACAAUGGACAUCCAACUCGAAAAUAUUGGCCUUGAUUUCUUAGCUGAAUUUGCACAAUCGACACCCGAAACCUCCUUUAAUAAUUCCUCUAUAUCGUUAGAUAUAAAGGGGAGUUUUGUUGAGACUCCCACCAAAAAUCAUAAGAAGUGUAUUCAUUGCUCAAAAAAGUACAAAAAUACAACUUCCACAACAAAUUUAAAAAGACACUUGGGAUUAUCUCAUCCUAAUAUAAUAUCAGAAACAUCUAUCACAACCCCUGAUGCUUUAAAAUUUGGACGAGACAAACUCUAA
This is a messenger RNA of Gordionus sp. m RMFG-2023, 960 nucleotides long. RefSeq names its product protein TsetseEP-like. Gene Ontology annotation, molecular function: DNA binding. The transcript has 6 exons. Lineage: Eukaryota; Metazoa; Nematomorpha; Gordioida; Chordodea; Parachordodidae. The record is from RefSeq and is a predicted model, not a curated record. Bases 1 to 960 code for a protein of 319 amino acids.